This is a messenger RNA of Miscanthus lutarioriparius, 474 nucleotides long. NCBI's taxonomy places the organism in Eukaryota, Viridiplantae, Streptophyta, Magnoliopsida, Poales, Poaceae. The record is from the annotation of a GenBank genome assembly.
AUGGCUGACGAGUACGGCCGCAGCGGCUACAGCAGGUCCGGCGCCGGCGACGACUACGACAGCGGCUACAACAGCAAGUCCAGAACUGAUGACUACGGCCGUGGCGAAGGUAGCAAGUCCGGCGGCGACGACUACGGCCGCAGCGGUGGCGAUGGGUACGAUAGGUCCGGCGGCGAUGAGUACGGCCGUGGCAACGGGGGCGGUGGGUACAACAAGUCCGGCAAGGACGACUACGACGGCGGGUACAACGAAUCGGGCACCAACGACGACGAAUACAGCCGCCGUGGCACCGGCGGCGGGUACAACUGCAAGUCCUCUGGCGAUGAUGCCUACAAUGGCGGUGGCGGCAGGUACAACAGCAAGUCUGGUGGAGAGGACGACGGCGAGUACGGUUCCUCCCCGGACGACUCGGAGAAGUACAGGAAGGAGGAGAAGUAUAACAAGUGGGUUUUGUGUCCACAAAAAAGUUUCUAA